AUGCCUGUUGAUUUAGAUAAUUCGUCUACAGCUUCUGGUGAAGCUAGUGUCUCUUCCUCUGGUAACCAACCAACACAACCACCGCCACCACAACAACCACCGUCCAAGUCUGCUGCCACCGCCAAGAAAAAACGCAACCUCCCUGGAAUGCCAGAUCCAGAUGCAGAGGUGAUAGCCUUAUCGCCUAAGACCCUUUUAGCUACAAAUCGAUUUGUAUGUGAAAUAUGCAACAAAGGGUUUCAAAGAGACCAAAACUUGCAACUUCAUCGACGAGGACAUAAUCUACCAUGGAAAUUAAGGCAACGAUCAAGUAAAGAAGUGAAAAAGAGAGUUUAUGUAUGUCCUGAACCAACUUGUGUACACCACGAUCCAUCAAGAGCUCUUGGCGAUCUAACAGGAAUUAAGAAGCAUUUUUGCAGAAAACAUGGGGAAAAGAAGUGGAAAUGCGAUAAAUGUUCGAAGAAGUAUGCUGUUCAGUCUGAUUGGAAAGCUCACUCAAAGAUUUGUGGUACUAGAGAGUAUAAAUGUGAUUGUGGUACUCUUUUUUCUAGGAGGGAUAGCUUUAUUACACACAGAGCAUUUUGUGAUGCCUUGGCGGAGGAGAGUGCUAGAGCUCAAACUCAGACUCCGAACCCAAACCCAAAGCCGGAAUCUGACCCGAAAGUGCAAGUUGAUUCAUCUCCACCGCCAGCACCACUACCACCACCAGUGGCCUCAGAUUUUGGUCCGGGUCAGGGUCAGGCUCCACCAGGACUAGCUCAGUCAACUGGGAUGAUGUCAUCUCCAGUUUUGGCAAUCCAGAGUCCAGAGUUGCCAGAUAAUCCCACACAAAUUAUAGAACCAGCACCAGCACCAGCACCAGCACCAGCACCAGCACCAGCACCGAUGCCGGCCACAGUAACUUCUGGGUUCAAUGGAAACUGCAGCACUAGCACUAGCUCAAGCAGCAAUGGCAGCAGCACCAGUAGUGUGUUUGCUAGUUUAUUUGCUUCCUCAACUGCUUCAGGAAGCUUGCAGGCUCCUCAGACUCCUGCAUUUACUGAUCUAAUCCAUGCCAUGGCUCACCCUGAUCGCCCAACAGACCUUGCUCCAUCAUCCGAACCGAUUUCUUUGUGUCUCUCCUCUAACCAUGGGUCAUCAAUAUUCGGCACCGCAGGGCAUGAACGUAGGCAAUAUGCACCACCACCACAACCAGCUAUGUCUGCAACUGCACUGUUACAGAAAGCUGCUCAAAUGGGAGCUGCUGCUACAAGUGCAUCAUUUCUUCGUGGGCUUGGAAUUGUGUCAUCUUCAUCAUCAUCUGCGCAGCAAGAUAAUAUGCAAUGGGGUCAUAGGCAAAUGGAGCCUGAGAAUGCCUCAGUUACCGCAGGGCUUGGACUUGGCCUACCUUGUGAUGGAGGUUCUGGAUUGAAGGAAUUGAUGAUGGGAACUCCUUCUGUAUUUGGUCCAAAGCAUGCCACUCUUGAUUUUCUUGGACUGGGGAUGGCUGCUGGUGGGAGCCCUAGUGGUGGUCUAUCGGCUCUCAUUACAUCUAUUGGUGGUGGUCUUGAUGUGGCUGCAGCAGCAGCUUCUUUUGGAGGUGGAGAAUAUUCUGGCAAAGACAUGGGACGGAGCUGA
Molecule: messenger RNA, 1617 nt
Organism: Dovyalis caffra
Lineage: Eukaryota; Viridiplantae; Streptophyta; Magnoliopsida; Malpighiales; Salicaceae
Source: the annotation of a GenBank genome assembly